UCAAAAUGAAUCCAAGUUGGAGAUGCUAACGACUUGAAUGCACUGUUGGAUUUGGCUGCAGCUCCAGUUCAUGGUAUUGCUCAGAGUUCAACGAUGUCGAUGUUCCGAAAGUUUGCACGAGGAAAGGACUCAAGUCCGGCAAAGCCUGUUAACCAAUCUCCUUCUAAAAAGGAUGAAAAGCCACAAGAUGCAGAGGGGUUUCUUUGCCCAAUGUGUAUGGCAAGAUUGCCAGGCCCUGCAGAACUUCAAAGUCAUUUUGAGAAAGUACACAGCGAAGGUGGUGGAAAUGUUGCACAAAUGCCUGAUGAACCUGAGCCCAAUGUUGGCCAGCUAAUCAACAUUGCUGAGGAUAAUGUUGACUUAGGCCAAAAAGCACAAUUGCAGUUCAGCUCCUCAGAUUCUACAGAUGAAGUUGUGUUUUUACAACAAGAGAUGACUGAGCUUGCAACUGCUAUUAAAGAAGAGAAAUGGUACUCUGGGCAAUUAAAAGAUGAAUUGGAUAAAGUUUCAAAAGAAAGAGACAGAUUGGAAGAGGAGAAAGAAAUGUUUCAGCAAGAAUAUGAUUCAAAACUCAGAUCUGCUGAAGAGAGCUAUUUGCAAGUUGCCAGUGAAAAUGAAAAACUUAAAGAUGAAUUGAGAUAUGCUGACAUCAAAUCAAUAAAAGAAAGGGACACUCGGCUGAAUGCAGAUAUAGAAGGUCUCAAGAUGAGUUUGUCCCAGGAAAAAGAAAUGAGAUCUGCCGUAGAAGAGGCAAAUAAGCAUAUGAUGAUGGAGAUUGAAAGGAAAGACAAAGAUAUUGACGCUCUAAAUGUAAAGUUAAAAGAAAGUCCAUCAAAUGACAGAGUUAUUACCCUUGAAAACGAAAUUAAAUCAUUAAGAGAGUCCCUUCAAAACUCUGAAAAACAGAAUGAGAAGAAUUCAGAAGAAGAAAUUGUCAAGUGGAGGAAGAAUGUUGAUGAGCUAAAAGUUGAAAUUGCCAGGCAAGAGAUUUUGAUAAAGGAACUUGAAUUGGAAAAAGCUGCUAAAGGGGAGCAGGUCCAGACGGUCCAAAACACCUUGAAUGCGGCACUUGAAACGAGCAAACAGUCCCAACAACAGACGCAAGAAAAACAACAACAAAUAAUUGAUUUGCAGCAUGAAACCCGAGAGGCCCAAACGGCCCUUAAAGAAAAAGCUGCUUUUGUAGCUCACCUAGAGAAACAAUUAGAAGACUCCAAAGUCUCCUUGGCGCUUGAGACUCAAGAGAAACAUGAAUUACAGCAGAAGAACAGAAAUCUUCAAAAUUCAUUAGAUGCCGGCUCACGUGAUUCAAAUGAAAAAGACGCCAAGUUGAAGGACCUAGAGAACAUGUUGGUGAACAAGAAAUCAGAACUGCAGCGACUUGAAAGUGAAAGGAGCGACCUUCUUGCAAAGAUUGAAGCAGGAGAGGGCGUUGAAACAGCAAUCAACCAGUUAAGACAGGAAAAGGAAAAGUUACUUGAAAAUAUCUCGAAAUCUGAGAAUGAAAUGGCAGAACAAGGAAGAAAGUAUACUACUGAAAUCGAUAUUUUGAGAGGAGAUAAGUCAAAGUUAAAGGAAGAUGUUGAAGGGCUGAGUGACCGUAAUAAAGCCCUGGAGAAGCAACUGAGUGCCGUUGAAGGGGAUUUGGCGGCGAAGCAAAAGUCGAUAGAAGAGCUGAAGCAGGAAUUACGAGACAAGGCCGGCGAAAUACACCAGAUCGAGCUGAAAAGCUCACAGGAGAAGGCAUCGUUUGAGGAGCAGGUUCAGCAGUUAGGACAGUCAUUGAGCGAAAAAUCGAAUCAAAUAACAGUUCUUGAGCAAAAGUUGGCAAAGGUUUCUAUCGAUCUCAGUUCUAUGACAUCAUCAAAAUCGGAGGUCGACAAAGUGCUUCAAGAAUCUCGUAAUAGCAAUGAGGCACUCAAUAAGGAUCUUGCGAAGGCUAAUACUGAUUUGCAGGAGUUGAAAGCUCUGCAUAAGAAAGAAUCUGAAGAAUUAAAGGGAAAGAUUGAACAGUUGAAUGUCGCUCUUGGGGAAAAGGCGACUUUGCUACAAAAAGAGGGUGGUGAAAAAAAGAAUCUUGAAAUUAGUUUGGCAAAAACAGAAGCUGAACUAAACGCAAAGAUAGCGAUAGGAGACAAGGACAUAGCUGUACUUAAAGCGAAAAUAGAAGAAGAUACCAAAGAACGCGAGAAAAUGGAUAAAGAAUUCGCUGAUCUACGAGAAAAUGAGGCAUCAUUAAAAACCAAAGUCCAAAGCAUUGAAAUAGAGUUUCAAAGCCAAAAAGAUGAGCUCAAUCAACGAAUAAUGGCUUUGAAGACGAAAUCUGAAGGAACUGAGGCCCAACUGAAGACUGAAUUGCAGGCGAAAGAAAUUGAAAUGAAAACUGCAAAAGAGUCUUCAAAAAACCAAAUUGAAGAGCUAAAGAAAUCAUUUGCUGAGAAGGAGGUGAAAUUUAAAGAAGAUUUGAAGUUGAAAGAUGGGGAGCUUUUCUUCAUUUCUGAAUCAACAAAGGAAACCAUCGCAGGUUAUGAAAAAUCACUGGAAAUGCUUGAGGGCACACUUAAAGAUGAACAGCAAAAGUCAGAACAGCUCCAGCUCAAGAUAAACAAAAUCGAGGAGGAAAAAACUGGAAUAUUGGCAAGCCUUGAACAAAAGGAUGCUACAUUGCAUGAUGCUCAAAGAAAACUUGAGGUUGCAGAAGCGGAGCUGAAAAAGAAAUGCGAAAGCUGUAAAAAUUAUGAAAUCCAGCUUUGCAGAUUCCAAGAAACCCAUAAAGAACAAAUCAACACUGUUGCAACUCUAGAGGAACAAAUAAAGAAUCUCAGUGCAGACUUGAAGACAUCAAAAGAAACACGCACAGGAUUAGAAGCCGAAUUUGAGAAGCAUAAACAGAGUGCUAAUGAAAAUGAUGAAAGUCUGAGAAAAGAAUUAGAACAAUCAAAGGAGGUGAAUGCUGUUCUUGAUGCGAGAGUGCUUGAGCUGGAUGACGAGCUAAAGGAGGCAUACAAUAAAUAUGACAAUGCUAAAACCGAAGUGGCCACUUUGUCAACUGACCUUGCAGCAAGGGAAGAGCAUGAAGCAAAACUCAGGGAAGAAAAUUUGUUAUUGGAAAAAGAAAUCGAGGAGUUAAAAGCUGCAGAAGAGAAUUUUAAAAAUCAAGCUGAGAAGGAAAAAGAGUAUGCAGAUCAAAGAAUAGCUGAAAUUUUAAGACAGAAAUCGGAAGACGAAGAAGAGUUCAAUAAAAUGAGAGAUCUCCUAGAAAAGGAGAAGAAGGAAAGCGCUCGGACAAGAGAAACGAUGGAAAAAAUGCAGAUUGUUCUCAAGGAAAGGAUUGAAUCGAUACUAACCAAAGUGCAAAACAUCGAAAGAGAAAAGGAAGAUCUAUUAAAAUCCAAGGAACAAUCUGAGACAAGAUUAAAUAUGGAAAUUAAAUCGCUAACUGAGAAUAUUAAUAGGAGCAGACAGGAAAUUGAAAAUAGGAAUAAAAAAAUCGAGGAAUUCAAUCAACAAAUGUCAAAUAUACAAAAAGAGAAAGAUGAUCUUCGAGGCGAUGUGGCAGUUAUGGAAGUACAAAUUCAGAACAUAAAUGAAGACAAGAAAGCCCUUACCGAAAGGGUUCUUCAGAGUGAAGAUGCCCACAAAAGAACGAAAGAGAGGCUUUCAGAUACAAAUAGGAGGCUAGAGCAAUCGCUUGCCGCACUCCAAGAGUUAGGUCAGGAGAACCAAUCAAUCCAGAUGCAGCAAAAUUUCAAGCUCAGUCGCCAGUGGGAGGAUGACAAUCUGGCUAAGAACUGCAAAACAUGUGACAAACUAUUUAGCUUGACUGUGCGAAAGCAUCAUUGUCGGCAUUGUGGGGGAAUUUUCUGUAACGAGUGUUCGAAUAAUUACACACAAGUGGCUGCAAGCAAGAAGGCAGUAAGAGUCUGCGAUCAUUGCCACACAGAGCUUAACACUGUACGCGGAAGGCGUGUUUCAGCCGCCUCGAUGACCUAGCAGCAGUGACCUUAGCAUGGAGCAAGAUGAUCUUGAAGAAAGAUUGCAUGCGAACAUUCACACGAUGAAAAGAUUUUUUAUAUCAAAUAUGCAAUUUUACAAAUUUUGGGAAAGCUUGUUUGGAUAGCCUCUAGCAAGGGCUGAGUUUGUUUUGAUAUGUGGGUUUGAGGGUCUUUUAUUUUCGCCAAUCUAAAGAAUAUGGAGGUCCUCAAACUUACUUUUUGAAAAUUAGGCCUUAGGCCCUCUGGUCCUGUAUUCUGAAGCAAUGUUGUGAUCUUUGAUAAUCGUUUAUUUUCACGACCCCAUUCAACAAAAUAAUCCUAUAGGCAAUUAUCUGAAUAGCAUAUGUCCUCCUUUUGGCGAAAAAUCGUCUUUUUUAACUUUUACUAGUCCAGGAAUGAAGGAUUUCUAUGCAUGUGCCCUUCUAUCAAGCACCCCAAAACUGUAGUAUCAAAACUUCUUUUAGACCUGGAAAUUGAAUAAUGAUCCACGUUUAGCCUGCCGCUCUCCCAUAGUACCCUUUACAAUCAUUCAUUUGAUAAACGAUUAGGUACUUGAUGGUUGCGCAACUCAACCAGGCUGUGUAGCAUAGGUUUGAUUUGUCAAAAUAAGGAAUUAAGGGCACGAUUUCAUUCCCAGAACCAUUUUUUUGAAACAUGUAUAUACUGUAUCUUCAUAUCAUAUUAGCUUAGCUGUUUUGACAAUUUGGUACCGCAGUGUUUCAUCAAAGAAGUUCACUGAUUUCUAUGAAGAAUGGUUCAAAUAUCCGUCCCAUGGACUUCUUUUAACCUGCAUAAGACUAUUUGUGAUUCGUCGGUGUCAAUACGCUUCGAUUAUCACUCUUUUAAUAAUGAUUUAGAAAUCUAUUAUUUUACAAAGACUGUUAAACUUUCGCAGCAGGAAGAAUGUUAUUUGGAAAAAGAAUAGAACUAACAACAUCCUUUUGUUAAACAUCCUUGGUUGAAAUUUUGUGUAAGACUUUCAAUUUUCUAUAUGAUUUCAGGAUUUUUGAAAAUAUAAAUUGCGAUCGAUAUAAUGAACGCUUUACAUCGAUCACCAAUAUCUUUAGAUACCUUUGUGAAUUCCUGUGAGCCAUUUUGUAUCAUAUGCAGAAAUUGAAAUGUCAACCCAGUUACUGGCCCACAAGUUCAUUAAGGCCUGCUCAAUAUCCUGUGCCCUUCUCGUUGCUGCUUUUGUAUCUUUCUUGGCAGUUUUUUACCAAAUUUUUUCGUGUUUGCCAAGCUUGAUCUGAAAUCGGAUUAUGCAUGCAAUGGCCCAUGGUCUCAAAAUACCCUCAAACCCGUAACAUGAAGCGUGAAUAUUUCACUUGGCUUUUGAAUGCCAAUAUGCCAAAUAGAUAUUUUUAGCCAUGUAAUUUUAACAUCGGGGCCAUUGCCUGGAGCAUAUUCAAUCCUCCCCCCUUUUAGUCAGACCCCGUGGCCACCUUACCCUUGAAGAUUUAAUAUAUGUAUUUUAGAAGAACCUCUUUAUGUUUCCUAUUGAUGUUUAUGAAUUCAUGAUCGCUUUGUCAGAUUAGUGUUUUAAAAAUCGUGCGUAUUUUGUUGACUGACUUAUUCAGAUAAUGUUUUUGCAUUGAUUUGGUGCGCUGUUUGUUCCAUAGAUAUCCUGUCUCGUAACACUUUGAUCAUUUAUGCAUUUGCAUUUAUACAAUUGAAUCAGAUAAAAAAAUUCAACGUAAAAGAACAAGUUUAUCUUCAUCUUUUGUUUUGCUAGCCUUUAUUUUCUUUUAAGCCCUUAUGUAUAGAUAGAGAUUUACUUUGGAAGAAACUAUGAAGGUUACCAAGUAAAGAAUUUGCUUCAAAGACCAAAUUUUAUAACAGAAAAUUAAAAGCCUAGAUUGACAAUCAAAAUAAAUUUUGGAAAAUGAACUUCAUUUUGUUCAAAGAUGUCGUCUUUUUAGCGAUGUGUAUGUAAUAUUUCAGAACUUGAUACACAUCUGGUGCUUCCAAAGUCUUUGCCCUAGGUCCAAUUAGAAAGAAAGAAUUGAAUCGCUUGGAAUAUAUAUUAGCAUGCCUAUUUAUUUGUUUAAGAUUCUCUUGUCCUUUUUUCGAUUAAAAACUUUCGUGACUAAAAUGACACCUUGUGAUAAUUAAUGCGUACAGAUCUACAGUCCCAAAGUUCUAUACCUGGUGUUCCCCAAGGCCCUGUCCACGCUCCGGUCCUGUUUCAUGUAAAUAGUUUUUCUUCGUAAGUCAUGCCUAAUUUUGUUCGUGUGUUGUACAAGGAAUUUUAAUUUCUUCUGAUUUUUGAUAAAUUUUGACAUUGUUUUUACGAGAAAGCUUCCAAUCACAGCUUUAACGCGAGAUACAGCGAUGAAAAUCAAGUUUAACUGUAUUAGAACAACAAGAUAAAUAAUUGGAAGCUUCUUCAUCGUAGAUAUUUGAAUUUCAUUUUAGAAUGCUGUUUGAGAAAAUUGCUAAUGUUUUGAUCUAAUGACAUUGUUUUCCUUAUGUCUUUCGCUUGCCUAGGCCUUUACCUAGAAAAUUUAGGCAUUAAAUGAAAAAGAAAAAGAUUCCCUCUAUGUUGAGGAGGCAUCUAUUAGCAAGAAGCACGUUAGUUUAAUGCUCGUUUAUCUUCAUAGUCUAUGGGUGUCAUGCGGAUUGAAUUCUGUUGAGAGGUGGAGGCAGAUUUUUCAUAAUAUCAUUGACACCUUUGCAAAGCAUCAUUCGUUUUAAUAACUUUUGAAGAUUGCAUUUCUUUUCAUCUGAGAAACCUGUUUAAUCAUGGCAUACAGCUUAACUUUCAUGCUGUGUUAUACUGGUUGCAAAAGUAUUACCGAUCACAAAGGGAAAGUGGCCAAAUCUUAAAGAAAACGUGACUGCAGUGUUGAAUGUCAAAGUUUUCAGGGGUGGAUUUGCCGGGGGUGUGGAGGGUGCACCUCCUCAAACAUUUUUGUUCACUUCGAUAAAUUUUGCUUUGAUGCUGUAAAAAUGCUUAGAAUCUUCAUUUUAAAAGUCGAGACUGAAUUUUGUAAACAAGCGUUUCCAUAAAUUUUCUGUCACCUGAAGGGUGUGGCACAAUGUCCAAUCAUUGUCCACCCCACCCCCUCCAAUUCUUGCCACUUAGAUUCGUCCCUAAAGAUUUUGAUCCUUUUCUGAUGUCCAAUUUGCAAUGGAUGGUUACCUGGUGGCAGCCCUUCGACGCAAGUAAAGAAAAUUUAAUUUGGUUCUGCUCGAUUCGGUUCAUUUAAAUGCAUCUCAGUUCUGUUCAGUGACAAAAGGGCAGCCGACCUUCUUAACUCAUCAUCAAAUUCUAAACACAAACAAGUAUCCACUCUAACAAACACAUAUCAUCAUCUCAUAUAUGGAUUGCAUAUGGAAUACAUAAGACAUCCAAACUGCAAUGCAUCCAAACAUCGAUGACGCACCGUGUGUGAAUAGCAUGAAGAAGUACGUGACGCGACGCUCGAUGACGCUCAGUGAUGCGCCGCGCCGUGACGCGUCCAGUGUGAAUUCAGCUUUAUGCUUCACAGUGGCUUCGAGAACAUAUUGUUCACCAUCAUUUCAAGACAUGUUUUGUUGCAAACCUUAAACUUAUUGAGUCAAUCCAAUUUGAUGCUUUUCUUAUUUUUGGAGUGUGUGUUAUUUUCAAAAAUAUGGAUACCUUCUCCUUAGGUUUUUCUCUGAGGUGUGAAGAAAAGAGAAAAUCACUGACAUCACAAGCAGUCGGCUGUAGACAUGUUUCGCCCAAUAUCAGAGCUCAUCACAGGCACCUUGGAGCAUUGAAAAGAUUGUCCCCCUUCUCCGCGGUGCCUGCGUCAGUGCGGCUAGAAAAAAUGAGGACCUAGGGCUGACCCAUUGCCAGUGGCAAUGUAUAUUUUUCAAAAAAAGAGAUUUUCUCUGAUGCUGCCCCAUUGCCCGAAAGAGGCUGGAAUGAAUGCGAGACCGAUCUUCUGCAGCGCGUUCCGCGAACAUGUCGUGAAGUCUGUUUUUGAAAGAAUUGUGAAUCAACAGCUGAACGAAAAAUUUUUAUAUCUCAUUCAGCGGGAGAUCUUUGAGCGUAAGAGCAGGACAGGCUUGUCUGAAAUAUCUGGUUGGAACAAUCGUUGCGCGAAUCAAUGACUGUAAAAGACCUGGCCAAUGUUGUUUACAAAUGAAAAUAGACUUGUUGGCAAGGUGACACGAUUUGUUGAAUUGCUUAUGUAAUAAGCAUUGUCAAGCAAAUAUACUCUUGAUUGGUUCGAUUUCAUACGAUUCAACUUGCAAGCAACACUGAUCUACAUAGCAAUUACGACGGAGUGAAGAGAAAA
Messenger RNA from Rhopilema esculentum, 8263 nucleotides. RefSeq lists its product as uncharacterized. Lineage: Eukaryota; Metazoa; Cnidaria; Scyphozoa; Rhizostomeae; Rhizostomatidae. The record is from RefSeq and is a predicted model, not a curated record. Gene Ontology annotation, molecular function: metal ion binding.